UGCUAACCCUCGCUACCUUCAUCCUUGAGAAAUGAAAAGAAUUCCCAAAAAGAAAUAAUAAAACAAGAGGUUCUUUGCAAAGCUGGUGGCACUGCAUGUGCUCAGGAAUCCCUCUGAUUAGCUUUAUAUACUAAUCAGUAAUCGCCCACCGGCCACCUAUUCUCCUCCAAACUCCUUCUUUAUUAUAUCUCUGCCUCUCCAUACAACGACUGUAUCUCUAAAUCUUCUCGUCUCGUCCCGAACAGAACACUUCAAUGGGUGAGGAAGCUAAACAGGAACAACCGAAGGCAGAGGAGAAGAAAGAAGAGAAAGCAGAGGAAAAGCCAGCGGAGGAGAAGAAAGAAGAGAAAGCGGAGGAGAAGAAGGAAGAGCCUAAACCGCCAUCGCCAUGCGUGCUGUCUGUGGACUUACAUUGCGUGGGAUGUGCCAAGAAAAUUGAGAGAUCUAUUAUGAAAAUGCGAGGAGUUGAGGGGGUGGUCAUUGAUAUGGCUAAAAAUGAAGUAACCAUAAAGGGGAUAGUGGAACCCCAAGCAAUCUGUGAUAAAAUUACCAAGAGAACAAGGAGAAGAGCCAAAGUUAUUUCUCCAUUGCCCGCAGCAGAAGGAGUACCUGUACCACGAGUCGUUACUUCUCAGGUUAGUGGACCAGUGACCGUGGAACUUAAUGUAAACAUGCACUGUGAGGCCUGUGCCGAGCAACUCAAGAAGAAAAUUCUCAAAAUGAGAGGAGUGCAAACAGCAGCGACAGAAUCAAGCACGGGGAAGGUUACUGUGACAGGGACCAUGGACGCGAACAAGCUGGUGGAAUAUGUGUAUAGACGCACCAAAAAGCAAGCCAAAAUAGUUCCACAACCAGAGCCUGAACCAGAGAAGAAGGAAGAACCUAAAGAAGCUGAGAAACCAGCAGAAGAGGCAAAGCCUGAGGAGAAAAAGGAAGAGAGCACAGAGAAGAAAGAAGAGGAGAAACCUGCAGAGGAGCCCAAUAAGGAAGAAGAGGGAAACAAGGAAGGAGGUGAAGACAAGAGUGAGAAUAAAGAAGAAAAAGGUGGUGAAGAAAGCAAGGAAGAGGCUAACAAUGAAGGAGGAGAUCACAGUGGGGUGGUUGUGAUUGACGAUGAAGGGAUCAAGAGGAUGAUGUACUAUUACCAGCAGCCACUCUGUGUGAUUGAACGAAUCCCACCUCCUCAGCUCUUCAGCGAUGAAAACCCAAAUGCAUGCUGCAUUUCAUGAAGCCGUUACCAAAGAAGAAGGUUCAAAAUCUGCAUGUAACUAAGUUUAGAGCUGUGUUACUGAUCGGGGACGGUCUCAAAUGGAAUUACAUAUUCAAUAAGUUCAUAUAAUAUAUCGUGUCACUCUUUUUUAUGUAUGUACGAUAUAUUAUUAAAGUAAUGAUGCUGAAAAUCAA
This is a messenger RNA of Prosopis cineraria, 1404 nucleotides long. Its product is annotated as heavy metal-associated isoprenylated plant protein 9-like. Gene Ontology annotation, molecular function: metal ion binding. The coding region runs from base 255 to 1229 and encodes 324 amino acids. The record is from RefSeq and is a predicted model, not a curated record. NCBI's taxonomy places the organism in Eukaryota, Viridiplantae, Streptophyta, Magnoliopsida, Fabales, Fabaceae. The transcript has 5 exons.